CGCGUUCCAACAUAACCAGCGCGGGGGCAGUGGGGGGGAGCAGCCGGUUCUGCAGCGUGAAGAUGGCAGCGGGUUUGUGGCGGAGAGCGGUUUGCCGUGUGUUGGGAGCGGUGAAGAAUCCCAGCCCCGUGUCCAGGAGCCUGUCUGAUGCACGGACAGUAACGUUAAUCCCAGGUGACGGCAUUGGUCCAGAGAUAUCUGAAGCUGUAGUGAAGAUCUUUGACGCUGCUGAAGUUCCCAUUCGUUGGGAGGAGAGGACUGUUACAGCUAUUCAAGCAUCCAGCGGAAAAUGGAUCAUUCCUCCGGAGGCUAAAGAAUCCAUGGAUGCAAACAAGAUUGGAUUGAAAGGGCCCUUAAAGACUCCUAUUGCAGCAGGGCAUCCUUCAAUGAACUUGCUACUUCGCAAGACCUUUGAUCUUUAUGCAAAUGUCCGCCCCUGUGUAUCUAUCGAAGGUUUUAAGACUCCGUAUAGUGGUGUGGAUCUUGUUACAAUUCGAGAAAACACAGAGGGAGAAUACAGUGGCAUAGAACACGUGAUUGUUGAUGGGGUGGUGCAGAGUAUAAAGCUGAUCACAGAGGAUGCCAGCAGGCGCAUCGCAGAGUUUGCAUUUGAGUAUGCAAGGAACAAUCAGAGGAGCACAGUUACAGCCGUGCACAAAGCCAACAUCAUGCGAAUGUCAGAUGGACUUUUCCUGAGAAAAUGUAGAGAGGCAGCAGAAAAUUGUAAAGAUAUCAAGUUUACAGAAAUGUACUUGGAUACAGUCUGUCUUAAUAUGGUGCAGGACCCAUCACAGUUUGAUGUCCUUGUAAUGCCAAACCUCUAUGGUGAUAUUUUAAGUGAUCUUUGUGCUGGACUAAUUGGAGGACUGGGAGUUACACCAAGUGGGAACAUUGGGGCAAAUGGAGUCGCAAUCUUUGAGUCUGUUCAUGGUACUGCACCAGACAUCGCUGGGUUGGAUUUGGCAAAUCCCACAGCCCUCCUGUUAAGUGCUGUAAUGAUGUUGCGACACAUGGAACUCCACAGUCCAGCUAAAAAAAUAGAAGCUGCCUGCUUUGAAACAAUUAAGGAUGGAAAGGUGCUGACCAAAGAUCUUGGAGGCAAUUCUAAAUGCUCUGAGUUCACCAGUGAAAUCUGUCGAAGAGUGCGGGAUCAAGAUUGAGUCACCAUCUUGCAAAACCAACUCCAGCGCACAGAAUCUACCCAUAACUGCUGUGUAAACAACUGCUCUAAAUUGUCAUUUAAAUGUGCUGCAAUUUUGCAUCAUAACUUUCAGUUGAAAUCUAUAAUUUGCUCUCUUUAGUGGCAUUCCAAUUUUUCUAUUUAUUGAGUAUUUUUGUUCAGACCACAGAGUAUUGUCUUUUUUUUUUAAUCGAAAGCUGCUAGUAAGGUUGGGCAUGAGAUUUCAUUGUUCACUGCCAUCCCCUUUAAUUAAAAUUGAUUUCAAAAUGUCGUCUUCCAUUUUGCCAACUCAUUGAAAAGCUGUUUAAAUGUCAUUGCUUUAAAGAUCAAAAGCUGCCUCUAUUCUGCUGUUGAAGAUGGGCUUUUACGUUCAAUUAAGAAAUCAUUGUGCUGCAAACUGACCCUAACCACAAAACUGGCCACACCCCAGAUUGAAUUCAUUACCAUGACGAGUUCUGCUACUUGCGCAUAUUUAAAAAUUAAGAUAGUUUUUUAGGCUCAAGGACACAUUUUAAAAGCUUUUAAAUAUUUUUUAAUUUACCAGAAACUGACUAUUGUACACCAGUGAAUCUAGUAUAAAGUGUUCUGUAUAUUUUUUUAGUCAUUUUCAGUUAUUUAAUAUUGAGUUACUCAAGCCAGGUGGACUGAAUCUGAUUAAAAAUGCUUAUUUUUUGUGAUAAACCCAUUUCUGCUGUAUUAAUAAAGCUGCAAUACACAAAGUUACCACUCUUACAUUAAAAAAUAUUCCUUAUUCUA
Molecule: messenger RNA, 1936 nt
Organism: Carcharodon carcharias (great white shark)
Lineage: Eukaryota; Metazoa; Chordata; Chondrichthyes; Lamniformes; Lamnidae
Gene: idh3a
Product: isocitrate dehydrogenase (NAD(+)) 3 catalytic subunit alpha
Exons: 11
Coding region: 63-1160 (365 amino acids)
Biological process (GO): tricarboxylic acid cycle; isocitrate metabolic process
Cellular component (GO): mitochondrion
Molecular function (GO): magnesium ion binding; NAD binding; isocitrate dehydrogenase (NAD+) activity
Source: RefSeq, a predicted model, not a curated record